AUAAAAUUAAUGGAAGAAGAAGCAAAUAAAAAGGUUGCCCAGAACCUCACUCCUAACGAAAAGCACUUCUACUGGCAAGAGCUAUGUGAUAAGGAGGACUACAGCAGAGAUAAUUUUGAUAUUAAGGAUAAAAUAGAGAUCUAUAAUUCAUUUAAGAAGAAGUCAGCCAAGAGGCCCAAAGGAGAUGCUUUUAAUGAAAAUGCAGGCAAGCUUUUCACCUGUGUGACUAAUACUACUGCUAUGAUCAAGCCUUCUAGGGGAUCAGGUUUUGACUCUAAAGAUUAUGAAUAUCUCGAGAAAUAUUAUAAGAGCGGGCUUAAAUAAUCUCAGAUUUUCUAACCCAGGAGGGGCCAGAGUACUCGCUAAUUCGGGUAUGGGAGAAACCCUCAGCACUCAAGUUCCUAAAGAGAAGAGCAGCAAAUCUUCUCAUAAGAUCAACAAGCUAGAAGCCAGGAUCCAGCAUGAGAGAAAGAUGAGAGAGUUAGCUCAAAAAGAAGUGAAUAGACUUAAAGCUGAAGUUCAUAAAUUGAUAUAA
This is a messenger RNA of Moneuplotes crassus, 535 nucleotides long. The record is from the annotation of a GenBank genome assembly. NCBI's taxonomy places the organism in Eukaryota, Ciliophora, Spirotrichea, Euplotida, Euplotidae.